Molecule: messenger RNA, 1864 nt
Organism: Otolemur garnettii (small-eared galago)
Lineage: Eukaryota; Metazoa; Chordata; Mammalia; Primates; Galagidae
Gene: MICU2
Product: mitochondrial calcium uptake 2
Exons: 12
Coding region: 7-1305 (432 amino acids)
Biological process (GO): mitochondrial calcium ion homeostasis; calcium import into the mitochondrion
Cellular component (GO): uniplex complex
Molecular function (GO): calcium ion binding
Source: RefSeq, a predicted model, not a curated record
GCAAAGAUGGCGGCGGCUGCGAGGAGCGGCGCUCGUUGGGCGGCUUGGGGCGGACGACUGCGGCGCGGGUUUGCUGCCGGCCGAGCGGCCGCGCCGAGCCCUGGCCCCUUAGCGGCGGCAGUGGCUGGCGCGGCCCUCGCAGGAGCAGCAGCUGCCUGGCACCACAGCCGUGUAAAUGUCGCUGCGCGAGAGGGCAGCCUGACCGUCUCAGCUAAGAAAAAUGCUGACCCUGGUGUAGUAGACAAAUCAUCUCUUCGUAAACAGCGCUUCAUGCAAUUUUCGUCACUAGAACAUGAAGGAGAAUAUUAUAUGACACCACGAGACUUCCUCUUUUCAGUAAUGUUUGAGCAAGUAGAACGUAAAACUUCAGUCAAGAAGCUGACAAAAAAGGAUAUCGAGGAUGCACUGGCAGGAAUCCAAACAGCUGGUUAUGGAUCAACUUUUUUUAGAGACCUUGGUGAUAAAGGGCUAAUUUCAUAUACCGAGUAUCUUUUCUUGCUCACAAUCCUCACCAAGCCCCAUUCUGGGUUUCAUGUUGCUUUUAAAAUGCUGGAUGCAGAUGGUAAUGAGAUGAUCGAAAAAAAGGAAUUUUAUAAGCUGCAGAAAAUCAUAAGUAAACAAGAUGACUUAAUGACAGUGAAAAUCAAUGAAACAGAGUAUCAGGAGCCAACAGUAAAAGAACCUGAAAUUAAGACAACCCUUCAGAUGCAUUUCUUUGGGAAAAAAGGAGAAAGAAAACUUCAUUAUAAAGAAUUUCGGAGAUUUAUGGAAAGUUUACAAACAGAAAUUCAAGAAAUGGAAUUCCUUCAGUUUUCUAAAGGCUUGAAUUUUAUGAGAAAAGAAGACUUCGCAGAGUGGCUACUUUUUUUCACUAACACUGAUAAUAAAGACAUUUACUGGAAAAAUGUGAGAGAGAAGUUGUCAGCAGGAGAGAGCAUUAGUUUGGAUGAGUUCAAGUCAUUUUGCCAUUUUACAACGCACUUAGAAGACUUUGCUAUUGCCAUGCAAAUGUUUAGUUUAGCUCAUCGCCCUGUCAGACUAGCGGAGUUUAAGAGAGCUGUAAAAGUAGCAACUGGACAAGAGCUCUCAAACAAUAUUUUGGACACUGUCUUCAAGAUCUUUGAUUUGGAUGGGGAUGAGUGUCUCAGUCAUGAAGAGUUUCUUGGGGUGUUAAAAAACAGAAUGCAUCGAGGCUUAUGGGUACCACAGCAUCCAGGUAUACAAGAAUACUGGAAAUGUGUGAAGAAAGAAAGCAUUAAAGGAGUAAAAGAAGUCUGGAAACAAGCUGGAAAAGGUCCUUUUUGAUAAAACUUAAUAAGGCAAUUAUAUUGCUCUAAGUUUCAGACUUCAUGAUUUUUUUUAAUUAUCAACUAUUUAUCUUCUUAAAGUCUUUACUGAUAUCCUUUGUAAGGCAAACAUACCUUGUAUUUGCCUUUUUUUCCUCCUAUGAUCUUAUCUGAAUCCUUAUACUGCUUUUUGAUUUCAUUAAAGAACUUAGUUGGAAGAAAAGAAGUUCAAAACAGAUAUUGGACUCCGUCAUAAGGCUUAACUUGAAGUAAUGUUUUACAAUUUGGUAAGAUAGAAACCCUUAGUUAUUGAUUUCUUAGAUACAAAAUCACAAUAUACUUCCUGGAAGGAUAAAUAAGUACUUACGGAAAAAAGUGCUUGAUAUUCAAAGCCAGUAUCAAUUACAGAAGUCCUAUUUUUCCUGACAGUGUGUAAAUGAAGUUAAAAACUUACUUCAGAUUUUUCUUAUCUGUAUCUUAUAUCUCGUAAAUUUCUGAGCUACUUAUUAGUUGUCUUAAAAAUAACAUGUAAAUUUCAAUAUCCUAUCUGAAAGCAAAAUAAAAUGUUUACAUUGAUA